UUCUGACUCAGUGACACUUUACAUACACUUGAAGGAAAAGAGCCUCUUUUAGCACCGUGUAAAACUCUCAUGUCAUCCCAGCCGACAGUCGGCCCAAUAUGUCAAGACCUCUGAUCACUAGAUCCCCUGCGUCUCCAUUGAACAAUCAAGGCAUCCCCACUCCAGCACAGCUCACAAAAUCCAACGCACCAGUUCACAUUGAUGUGGGUGGGCACAUGUAUACCAGCAGCCUGGCCACGCUUACAAAAUAUCCUGAUUCCAGAAUUGGCCGGCUUUUUGAUGGCACAGAGCCCAUAGUCCUCGACAGUCUCAAGCAGCAUUAUUUCAUCGACAGAGAUGGGCAGAUGUUCAGAUAUAUCUUGAAUUUUUUAAGGACAUCGAAACUCCUCAUUCCUGAUGAUUUCAAGGACUACAGUUUGUUAUAUGAAGAAGCCAAGUAUUUCCAGCUUCAGCCCAUGCUAGGAGAGAUGGAAAGGUGGAAACAGGACCGGGAGAGUGGCCGCUUCUCAAAGUCUUGUGAGUGCCUGGUGGUGCGAGUUGCCCCAGAUCUUGGAGAGAGGAUUACACUCAGUGGAGAUAAGUCAUUGAUAGAAGAAGUGUUUCCAGAAAUCGGUGACGUGAUGUGUAAUUCUGUCAAUGCUGGCUGGAAUCACGACUCAACGCAUGUCAUCCGAUUUCCGCUGAAUGGAUACUGCCACCUCAACUCAGUUCAGGUACUUGAGAGGUUACAGCAGAGAGGGUUUGAGAUUGUUGGCUCAUGUGGAGGUGGAGUGGACUCUUCCCAAUUCAGUGAAUACGUACUGAGACGAGAACUCAGAAGGACAUCUCGUGCACCCUCCGUCAUUCGAAUAAAGCAAGAGCCUCUGGACUAAAAUGGACAUGUUUCUUUAUGCAAAAAAAAAAAAAAAGAAAAAAGAAAGAAAAAAGGAAAAAAAAGAGGCAAAGAGAGAGGAAAAAAAAAAAAAAGGGGGACGUUUCAUGUGCAGUUUGGACUCCAAACAAGUCCUGGAACUAAAAUUGAAUAAUAGACACAUUUAUAUCGAAUAUAGAGACCACACCUGAAUUCAUAUGGGAACAUUUGGAAUAGUAGUAAUAAUAAUAACCUCAAGGUGUAAAAGAAAACACACACACAUAUAUAAAAUAUGUAUGUAUAUGUAUGUAUGUACAUAUAUAUAUGUAUGUAUAUGUCAAAGGGUAGGAAAUGCAACAACAAAAAAGUGGUAGGUGAGGUUGGUGCUGUGAUGGCCAUUAAGUGUCCUAGGCCUUACUCAGGCCCACCUAACGGUGUACAAGCCAUUACCAUUGGGGGAAUUUCUAGAUACUCUUCACCCGUUUUCCAUUGCCAAACACCCUUCCACUUUUUAACGUGUACACGCCUUGACUCAACUUUAUUUGCAUAUGGAGGUUUAUGUCUGUCUUUUUUAGAGGUGGAUGGGCAGGUGUUCAGGAGACGACCAUCCCUUGCAUUGGAAAGCUAGUCGACUGAAAUCUUAAGUGUAGUUUGUACAGAAGUCGCACAUUUUUUGUCUGCCCUCACAGAUGUGAAAGGUUAACUUUUCUUUUGAAUGAGUUUUUUUUUGUUGUUGUUGUUGUUUUUGUUUUGUGUUUUUUCAAAGGGGGCCAAAAUAAUUAAUAUUUGGUAGAGAUGCUCUGGUUUGAAUCUGCUGCUUUCCUACAAUUUUUUUCAAAUUUUAUAAUGUAUUAAAUACAAUAAACUGUUUAAAAUAACAAGGGUCUGGUUUAAGCCAACAGAAGCAGAGAGGUGGGAUUUAGCUCACUGCAUGCGGGAGUGAGUUAAAGGCCACAGAUGCUGUUGAGGGCUGCUGGUCUUCCUUCAGCACUGUCUUUUUGAGCUUUGUCCCCUCUUGAAGAGAGGCUGUUGGUCAGACAUAAAAAUAACACCAGCUCAGCCCUGAGAAACCCAUGAAAACGUUACACCUGGUUCUGUAACUUUCAAUGGAACAGCAAAUAGUGGCAUCCAUUCCUCUUGACUAAGGAGUCGGCAGCUUCACCUCUCCAAGGCCUUGCCCUGCUGAGUGUUAGUCAGCCUGUUUAUUUUUAAUGUUGUUCAUUUCCCUCUUUUAAAGCUAGUGGUGUUCUGCCUGGAGAGUGGGACAGUCAGCCCCUCACGUUACACUGUUGGCUGCAUUGCUUUUGAUGGCAGCCAGUAAGUCCAUGUCCUGUGAGUUCUUCUCUUGCAGAGUCUCAUUGAUGUCACCUCUGCAGUCGCCUGGUUCAGGCUGGUGAGAUUUUGCACAGGUGCCACACCACGACACCACUGCACGGACUGUUCAUGGGUUGAUGUGUUCACCACCUAAGAUGCACCAGCAACCACCACCUUUCCUCCAAAGUAUCUUUUUAUGCAAUAUUCCAGAAUAUAUGACUCUGUAUUCAUCCUAGUAUGGAAGUUUCUAUCGACGCAAUGGUGCCGGCGUUCCAUUCAUUUUUGGUGACACUUUGCUAUUUAUUUAAGAAAAGGGAAAAAAAAAGAAAAAAAAAAAAAAGGAAAUUGUUAAAUACAUGUAACAAGGUUUUUAAUAUAGUCUGAUAACUCAAAAAAAAGCUACCAUUUUUCUGGUUUUUAUUAAAAUAUGUCAUAGGGCACACUUAAGUAACACUCUGGCAGCACAUAUCAAUGGUUUUGAAAUGAUUGAAACAUUGAA
This is a messenger RNA of Apus apus (common swift), 2663 nucleotides long. Its product is annotated as BTB/POZ domain-containing protein KCTD1. Gene Ontology annotation, molecular function: transcription corepressor activity; transcription factor binding. Gene Ontology annotation, biological process: negative regulation of DNA-templated transcription; protein homooligomerization. The record is from RefSeq and is a predicted model, not a curated record. The coding region runs from base 99 to 872 and encodes 257 amino acids. Gene Ontology annotation, cellular component: nucleus. Lineage: Eukaryota; Metazoa; Chordata; Aves; Apodiformes; Apodidae. The transcript has 5 exons.